Molecule: messenger RNA, 704 nt
Organism: Ilex paraguariensis (yerba mate)
Lineage: Eukaryota; Viridiplantae; Streptophyta; Magnoliopsida; Aquifoliales; Aquifoliaceae
Source: the annotation of a GenBank genome assembly
CCAAGAUCUAGUCACACACUCGCACAAUCUGUGUGUGUGUGUGUGUAUAGCUGGUCAGAAAAUGGCAUCUGUACAAUGCCCUAGUAACUCAUUUCGUUACAACACAACUCUAUGCGCCUGCAACCCAGGGUAUCUCUACAACGCCACCACCAAAAGCUGCGAUUUGUUCAGCGUAUACGGAAACGAGUGGAUGAUGGACUCAGGUGUGGGGUACUCCAUCACUUUCCCGGCUACUAUAUUCUCCUUCGACUCCAUCAAGAAGUUCACCCAGUCCCAAGCAGUGUUUCUGGAGGCCACCGUUAUUAUGCUCCUCUCUUGGCUCGCUUUCUGCUUCUUUGUCCGGUUUGGAAAUCUUGGAGAUGGUCGCACCAUCUGGUUCAAGAUCCGCUGGUGGAUUAGCCGCCUCGAUGUCUGUUUUGCCACCCGCCAUUGGCUUGUAAUUCUCUUUCUCCCCAUGUAUUUAUAUAUGUAUGUAUGUGGAUAUUCAUUAACAAACGAGAUAAACGCGCUGGCGAAGCUUGUGGAAUCAGAAGGAGAAACUUCCCCCAAAAAAAAAGAAUCAAAGGGGUGAAGUUUCAUAUGAUUUGGAGGUCUCUCAACUUGUGUUGCUUUUUGGAAUUCUGGAUAGUCAUCAUUUUGGUGGUUAUAAAUAUACAUGUGUUUGCUUAUCAAAAAUAAAUGUACAUGUGUUUGAGACUUUGUUU